AUGUCUUCGUCCGUUCAUUUCAAGUUCAAGUCCUCGAAAGAGCCCUCGCGGGUCACUUUUGACGGCACUGGUAUUUCGGUCUUUGAGCUCAAGAGAGAGAUUAUCAGCCAAAGUAGAUUGGGCGAUGGAAGCGACUUUGAGCUGUCAAUCUACAACGAAGACACCAAAGAGGAAUAUGACGAUGAUACUACCAUUAUUCCCCGAUCGACAUCCGUGGUCGCCCGCAGGCUCCCCGCCGCUCGCCCUGGUAAGGGAGGUGCUGCCCGUUAUGUUUCAGGCAAAAUGCCCGUCAACGCUCGAAUUGGCGGGAACCAACCUUCAACGGGCCGAACGAUGCCUGGGACUGGACAGUCCGUCAACAACAACGUCCUCGAACUCAAUAAUGCCCAGACAGAGGAGGAGAAGAUCAACGCCCUCUUCAACCUGCAGGCCAGCCAAUGGCAGGAACAACAGAAUGAAAUGGCAAACGCGACACCCGUGCAAAUGCCCCGUGGCAGAGGAAAACCCCUCAAUGUCCCAGAUCAUCCUCCUCCACCUGGAUAUCUCUGCUACCGCUGCCGGGAGAAAGGUCACUGGAUUCAAGCUUGCCCAACGAACAAUGACCCCAAAUUUGAUGGAAAAUACCGAGUCAAGCGGUCAACUGGUAUCCCACGCUCACUCCAAACCAAGGUGGAGAAACCAGAAUCCUUGGCGCCCGAUGGCUCCACCGAAGAAGCAAGGAAUACGGGGGUCAUGGUGAAUGCCGAUGGUGACUUUGUUAUUGCAAAGCCAGAUAAAGCAGCCUGGGAGUUGUAUCAGGAGAAGGCCAAGGCAUCGGCAGCUGCCGCUGCCGAAGCAGCAGCCGCGGAGGAAAGCAAAGCAUUGCAAGCUCGGGGCUUGGAAUGCCCGAUUGACAAAAGGAUGUUCUUAGAUCCAACAAAGACUCCGUGUUGCGAAAGGACGUAUUGCAAUGAUUGUAUUUCCAAUGCUCUUAUUGAAAGUGACUUUGUUUGCCCGGGAUGCUCUACAGAGGGCGUGCUGCUUGAUAACCUUACCCCAGACGAUGAAUCUGCGUCCAAGAUCAAGGUAUAUGAAGCCGAAAAGGCGGAAGCCAAGAAGGAAAAAGAAAAGCAAGCCACCGCCCCGGCCGACACACCUGCGCCUGAGACAGAGUCAGAGGCCAAUCCCAAGCCAGGAAAGGAGCAAAGUCCAUUCAAUCAAGCGGAAGAUGCAGCCCCUACACAGUCAAAGAAACGUCCCGCCGAGGACGAGCCCACCGAGGACGAAGCUCCAGGCUCCGAUUCGGGUAAUGCGGCGAAGAAACAAAAGUCGGACGACCAAACCGAUACCCCAGGCGUGGAAAAUGGCGCUCAGAGUGACGCCUCAGGCAACUCCAACGCAGGAAUGCCCUUCAACGGCUUUCCACCCAUGCCUGGCAUGCCCAUGAUGCCUUUCUCUGGACCUGGAUUUGGCAAUGACCCAAUGAGCUUCAUGAACCCCAUGGCCAUGGCCAAUGGAUUCCCCAACGGCAUGAAUCUCGGAUGGAACCCCAUGAACAUGCCCUUCAACCCCCAAAUGUUCGACCAAAACACCGGAAUGCCCAAUGGAUUUCCCAAUAUGUUCAACGGCGACCCAUCAAUGAUGUUUCCCAUGCAGAAUGGGUUCCAGGGACAAGGCGGUGGAAUGAAUAAUUUCUCUAAUCAGCAACGGACUGCGUUCAGUACCCCAUACUCCCGCGAAGAGGAUUCACCAUAUUUCCGACAACCUGUGAACCCUCAGCGCCAUCAGGCUAGGAACCGACGAGUUCGCCCUAGUGAUUACCGGGAACUAUGA
Messenger RNA from Penicillium olsonii, 1812 nucleotides. Lineage: Eukaryota; Fungi; Ascomycota; Eurotiomycetes; Eurotiales; Aspergillaceae. The record is from the annotation of a GenBank genome assembly.